This is a messenger RNA of Colletotrichum godetiae, 666 nucleotides long. RefSeq lists its product as uncharacterized. NCBI's taxonomy places the organism in Eukaryota, Fungi, Ascomycota, Sordariomycetes, Glomerellales, Glomerellaceae. The record is from RefSeq and is a predicted model, not a curated record. The transcript has a single exon. Bases 1 to 666 code for a protein of 221 amino acids.
AUGUCCAUUCGCCGCGAAAUCGAUAAAGACGGAGAUCUCAUUUUUGUGCUCAGCCGGCUGGGUCUAGACGACUCCGAUGUUGCCGAAGACGGUGAAGACGAUGUAGACGCCGACGCAAAGCUACUGGAAUACGAACAGUUGCAGAACAAAGAACUGAGAGUAUCUUCGAAGGUCCUUAUGUUGAACUCGCCAGUCUUCAAAGCGAUGCUAGGCGGGAAGUUCAAAGAAAGCGCGGAACUGGCCAAGAGCACCGGACUCUCUCUUCCUUACAGUCUUGAUCUCCCGGAUGACGAUGCCGAAGCCAUGUCUAUCUUGAGCCAGAUUCUUCACAAUGCCUACGUUACCGAGAGACCAAAGCCGAUUGGCCUUGCGAGGCUAGCUUUCGUGAGCGACAAGUAUGAAUGCACCGGGGCACUCAAGUACUGCGGGAUGGUAUGGAUCAGGGAUUGGCUCUCGGAUUACGACGAGAAUGUGCCGCCAAUGUCCGACCUUUGUCACCUUUUGGUCUUCUCGUAUGUGAUAGACCUUCCUCUGGAAUUUUCGGAAUUGUCUUGGAGAAUCUUUUUACACCACGAAGGGCCAAUUUUGCGAACCUCGGAGCAAGUCAGGGUUUUAGCAGACCAUCCUCUGCUGAGGCACGAUAUCAUUCGUAAGUCAAUUCAUUAA